AUAAACCAAAGCCGGUUGUUAAAUCAGCGUGUCCUCAUCUUGGGGCUGGAAGACCAUCAGAAGAGAGUGUUGAGAAGCGGUGUGCUGUCUAGAACUCAGCAGAGCGGCCUUCUCACCUCCUGGAUUGUUGCCGUUGAGAGAGCCGUCGGGAGAGCUGCCGUCGAAGACCAUGUUGGUGGUGGUGCUGCUGGUGGAGGGCUCGUUCAGGUCCGGAGAGGCCAGAGGAGGUGGGUGGGCCUCCCGGCCCUCUAUCGUCACCAGCUGGAUGCUGUAGGACUCGCGGUAGCCCGACGUGCUCGAGUAGUGCCAACCUCCCAAACGCCGCCAGCGUCAGCAGCGACAUCAGACGGUAGCGUCACUCUAUCAGUAACAGAGCCAGUGCGCACGCGCAGGAGCUAUUCCAUGCGCCCCGGAGACCUGGAACGUCUUCCAACAAUGAACCUAUCACCCGCGCCAGUGAAUCUUCUGCACCCAGCCUCGGACGUGUCUUACGACGAAGACACCUCGAGCACGUCGGGCUACCGCGAGUCCUACAGCAUCCAGCUGGUGACGAUAGAGGGCCGGGAGGCCCACCCACCUCCUCUGGCCUCUCCGGACCUGAACGAGCCCUCCACCAGCAGCACCACCACCAACAUGGUCUUCGACGGCAGCUCUCCCGACGGCUCUCUCAACGGCAACAAUCCAGGAGGUGAGAAGGCCGCUCUGCUGAGUUCUAGACAGCACACCGCUUCUCAACACUCUCUUCUGAUGGUCUUCCAGCCCCAAGAUGAGGACACGCUGAUU
This is a messenger RNA of Cotesia congregata, 783 nucleotides long. Lineage: Eukaryota; Metazoa; Arthropoda; Insecta; Hymenoptera; Braconidae. The record is from the annotation of a GenBank genome assembly.